Messenger RNA from Helobdella robusta, 1818 nucleotides. RefSeq lists its product as hypothetical. The record is from RefSeq and is a predicted model, not a curated record. The transcript has a single exon. Gene Ontology annotation, cellular component: extracellular region; membrane. Lineage: Eukaryota; Metazoa; Annelida; Clitellata; Rhynchobdellida; Glossiphoniidae. Gene Ontology annotation, molecular function: copper ion binding; protein binding; oxidoreductase activity, acting on paired donors, with incorporation or reduction of molecular oxygen, reduced ascorbate as one donor, and incorporation of one atom of oxygen. Gene Ontology annotation, biological process: peptide metabolic process. The annotation marks the transcript as partial.
AUGGCCAUUGGUCUGUUUUUCAAUUACGGCUGCAAGAACAUAUGUUUCAUUUUAACAUUUACCAUUUUUAUUCUGCUCCUAAUUAUUGCUUCUCCACUGACUUCAUCAUCGACACCUGAUGAUGGCUCACAACCAACCAGUUGGGUCCACACAAUACAAAUGCCCAAUGUAACCACAGACAAGGAAGAUAAAUAUUUAUGCAUUGAUUAUGAUUUCUCCAUUAAAUCAAAACAUUUUUUGACUGGAUUUGAAGCCAAACCGGAUAAUCCUAACGUCCACCACAUGUUGUUAUUUGCAUGUUCUGGAAAAGCUCGAAGUUCAAAGGCAUUUGAAUGUCUUGGUGGAUGUUUUUUAGAAAGAAUUUAUUUUGCCUGGGGUAGAAAUGCUCCACCUACAAAUUUACCAAAAGGUGUCGGCUUCAAACUAGCAACUGAUGGCAUCGACUUCCUACGUUACCAAGUGCACUACAAAACAAUUGUCAACACGAGUGAUCAAUCAAGUUUGAAAUUAACCUUCACUACAGAUCCACAACCAUACACAGCUGCUGUAUUACUCAUGCUCAAAAAUUUUCUCAAAAUUCCAGCUCAUACAAAGUUAACGAUUGGAAAUGUGUCCUGCAGGUAUAAUUUACAGGCCACUAUGUACCCCAUUGCAUUCAGAGUUCACGCUCACAUGCUCGGCAGAGUGAUUAGUGCUUAUGUUAAGAAGAGCUCUGGGUGGAAGUUGAUUGGCAAGGGCAAUCCACAGUGGCCCCAGGCUUUCUGGCCCACAAAUGAUAAAGAAUUGGUCAUAGAAAAUGGAGAUUUUAUUGCUGCCAAAUGUGUUUAUAAUUCAGAACAUUAUGAUGUCGAUGUGAACAUUGGCUCCACACACAAUGAUGAGAUGUGUAAUUUUUAUCUUAUGUACUAUAAAAAUUCAUCUGAUUCUGGUGAAGUUAAUUUUUGUGAUAAAGAUGAAUAUACAGAUAUUUCUAGAGAUGUACCAGGUUUCGCCUUAGAAGAACUACCACCCAAUCCUGAUUUAGAAGAUGUAGGUGAAGGUCACAAACAUCACCACCACCACGUCCAAAGCAACAUAUCUACUGAGGCCCAAUUAAACAUUUCAUUGAAACCUGCUUCAAACUGGCCAAUGUUAACGAAUGGCAUGGAGCUUGGUGAGGUCACUGGCCUGGCAACUGAUCGAUUUGGCUUUAUGUAUUUGUUCCACAGGGGUAGCACUAAAUGGAUGUCUAACUCUUUUGAUGAGAACUUCAUAUACACCGGCAGAGAUCAGCCACCAAUUGAAGAUAACACCAUUCUAAAAGUUAAUAUAUCAUCUGGCGAGGUUGUUAAAAUGUUUGGAAAGAAUAUCUUUUACAUGCCCCACGGAAUAUUUGUUGAUCACGAGGGAGCAAUAUGGCUGACUGAUGUAGCCAUGCACAAUGUCUUCAAGUUCCCUACAACUCUUGAAGACAACCCACAAGCAUCACCCUCCUUAAUAUUAGGUGAGAAAUUCAUUCCUGGACUCGAUAACGUUCACUUUUGCAAACCAACUGAUGUCGUAGUGGCCCCAACCGGUGAGGUGUACGUAAGUGAUGGCUACUGCAAUUCGCGGGUGAUUGCAUUCGAUCGAUUCGGUAAUUUUUUGAAGGUAUGGAGGGUUGGAGAGGACGAAAACACGUAUUAUCUGCCACACAGUAUCUCAAUGGAUACUCAAACUGGGACGAUUUUUGUAGCCAGCAGAUCGAGCCAUAGCUUGUACAUCUACUCAGUAGCCGGAGAUUUUAAGAAGAAGAUAACAUCUGAUGAUUUUAUUCCAGAACUUUUUUCAGUGGCUUAC